Molecule: messenger RNA, 638 nt
Organism: Cryptotermes secundus
Lineage: Eukaryota; Metazoa; Arthropoda; Insecta; Blattodea; Kalotermitidae
Product: zinc finger protein 830
Exons: 3
Coding region: 114-473 (119 amino acids)
Biological process (GO): mitotic DNA damage checkpoint signaling; nuclear DNA replication; mitotic DNA replication checkpoint signaling
Cellular component (GO): spliceosomal complex; nucleus
Molecular function (GO): zinc ion binding; nucleic acid binding
Source: RefSeq, a predicted model, not a curated record
UGUUGGCAACCGUGGUUGGGAAGGUGUAAGGUUUGUAAGUGGUAAUUGACGCCAAUAUUGUGUAUUGUAAUUGUGUGUGAAAUGUAUGUUCGAAUGACGUAAUUUUCGGCAAUAUGACUUCAGACAAAGAACAAGGUGACACUGAGCUUAUUUUCGCACGCAAUAUGGAAUACAAAGACCCAAUUGAAGAGGAAUGGGAGAUAUUUCAGAAAGAAAUGAAGGAGCAGUCCACAGUAUCUGCACAGAGCAUUGCUAAAGAUCAUGAAGAAGCCACAGCAGAAAGGCAUAUCGAUGAGAUUGACGAAGAGAUGCAGAACUGGUCCAGAGUGCUGGACCUGGAGAAUGAGAUAAAAGCAGUGAAAGCCGCAAAGAGAAGAAGCAAUGCUGGUGAUGAUGACCUUGAAGUGUCUAGUGCAGAUGAAGCUGAAUUUGAUGAGUACCUAGACUGGAGAGCAAAGAAGUCAUAUGGAUAAUAAAUUUAUGGAAUUCAUGUCCCACAGAAGAAACAAGCCAUUGCAAAGUGAAAGACAUUUGUUUCAUAUUGUAGACUUAAAUAGCACAUAAUAUAUUUUCUGGUGUUAUGUCAUGUAAAUAUUUGUUAAAAUACAAAGAUUGUACAGUAACUGUAUUAUAAACGA